AGAUGGAGGUUAUGUGAUGCAGCUGGAGCGCCGUGGGUACGUGAAGGCUGGGCACUGGACACCUGAAGCUGCUGUUGAGCAUCCUGAAGCAGUGCGGCAGCUGCACAGGGAGUUCCUGAGAGCAGGAGCCAACGUGAUCCAGACCUUUACCUUCUACUGCAGCGAGGAUAAACUGGAGAUCAGUGGCAAUGUCAAGGGCAUCACGGGGGCCCAGAUCAACGAGGCAGCCUGUGACAUGGCCCGGGAGGUAGCCAAUGAGGGGGAUGCGUUGGUCGCUGGAUCUGUGUCUAAGACUCCCUGCUAUCUGAAGAGUCACAGUGAGCCUGAGGUCAAGGCCAUCUUUAAGAAACAGAUGGAUGACUUUGUGAAGAAGAACAUUGAUUUCUUAAUAGUGGAGUUUGUCGAUCAUGUGGAGGAGGCGGUGUGGGCAGUGGAGGUGCUGAAGACCAGCGGUAAACCAGUGGGUGCAACACUGUGCAUCUCGCCUCACGGAGACCUGGACGGAGUCCCACCUGGAGAGUGUGCUGUCAGGCUGGUCAAAGCAGGAGCGGACAUUGUCGGGAUAAAUUGCCACUUGGAUCCUCUGACGUGCGUCCGUACGGUGAAGUUGAUGAAAGCAGGAUUAGACAAAGCUGGACUGAAAGCUCAUCUCAUGAUCCAGCCGCUGGGCUUCCACACACCUGAGUGCAACCUGGGGGGAUACACCAGCCUUCCUGAGUACCCCUUUGCAAUGGAGACCAGAGCAAUGACCCGCUGGGACAUACAUAAAUACGCGAGGGAGGCUUACAAUGCUGGAAUUCGUUAUAUUGGUGGCUGCUGUGGAUUUGAGGCCUACCACAUCAGAGCUAUAGCAGAAGAGUUGGCCGCAGAGAGAGGAUUCCUGCCUCCAGCCUCAGAGAAGCACGGACUGUGGGGAGCUGCUCUGGAGAUGCACACUAAACCCUGGGUCAGAGCCAAGGCUCAUCGAGAGUACUGGGAGAACCUGCUCCCUGCUUCUGGACGCCCCUAUUGCCCCUCCAUGGGCCCGCCAGGUGAUGACUAUGAAAAACAGCUGGAAUCUUAAAUACCAACAUAAUCAUUUUUAUACGUCAAGAAGGUUUCUUUAUUCGUCAUAAUUCUGUUCAGAUUAACCACUUGUUUCAUAUUAAGAAUUUGAAUCAACCACAUCGUUUAACCAUUUACACAGUUCACUCUUUCCAAAGUGGUCAAUAAACAUGUUUUUCUUACUGAUUAUUGUUGUAAUUUUCUGCAAAGAAAUCUAAUAAAAACAAAACAAAAAUC
Messenger RNA from Notothenia coriiceps (black rockcod), 1281 nucleotides. Its product is annotated as betaine--homocysteine S-methyltransferase 1-like. NCBI's taxonomy places the organism in Eukaryota, Metazoa, Chordata, Actinopteri, Perciformes, Nototheniidae. Gene Ontology annotation, biological process: L-methionine salvage. Gene Ontology annotation, molecular function: betaine-homocysteine S-methyltransferase activity; zinc ion binding. Gene Ontology annotation, cellular component: cytosol. The coding region runs from base 17 to 1063 and encodes 348 amino acids. The record is from RefSeq and is a predicted model, not a curated record. The transcript has 7 exons.